AUGUGGUAUCCAGCGAUCCUUCUUGUUGCAGCGAGUCAACUCGUUUCUGGCAUCUGCGAGUGUGGAUAUUCAAUUGUAGAUCUUGACAACCAGCAACCCAUCUUCUUCACAGACUACCUGGAGACCGACUUCACUCGCCUCCCUACCAUCUCACAGAACAACGAUUGGGUACGGCAACAGUUUACUGUCUCUGCUGAGGAUGGCCGAGGCGAUUACGGCAAGGCUUUCAAGCCCGAGAAUAUUCGAACUCGCAUAACAGAAAUGAAAGGUCGACAGGACGAAGAAGCUGGCCUCCACCUCCUUGUGGGUAGUGUCAUCGAUGACCAUGGCGCCAUCUCGGGGAGUGAACUGGACACCGAGAGACAGGACCUUCACUGGGGCUCAUUCCGGGCCGGUAUGAAGUUGACACCGACCAACGGAACAUGUGCUGCGUUCUUCUGGUAUUUCAACGACACCCAGGAGAUUGACACCGAGUUCCUUUCAAGGGAGUUUGACCAUGACAAGGGCAUCUAUCCCGUCAACCUAGUAGUGCAUUCGACGCAGUCGUUACAGGCUGGGUAUGAUGCUAGUAAAACUGGAACUUACAAGAGAGUCAACUUGGAUUUCGACCCAACGGAUGCCUUUCACGAGUACCGAUUUGACUACACACCAGACCGGGUUCUGUUCUACGCCGACAGCAAACUUCUCGCUCGAAUGGAGGGGGGAAAUAUGCCAUCGGCUGGUGGUCAUCUCAUUCUUCAGCAUUGGAGCAAUGGCAAUCAAUGGUGGUCAGGGGGACCGCCAACCGAGGACGCAACAGUCACCGUCAGUUAUGUCAAGGCCUACUUUAACUCAUCAGAACCCGAACACCAGGAGGGUUCGAGACAAAAAUGUUCGGGAUUAAAAACAAAAGGCUCGACAGUAUGCGCAGUUCCUGAUGUGACGGAGCGGAAUGCUUCGUCUGGUGGGCGCUUCUUUAUUGACGACGAGACCUCAGAAAAGAAGGAUAGGCAAGAUGAAAACAAUGCUACGAGCCACGGAAGUCGAGGAGCUACAAUUGAAAGAGAUAUUGUGCUGGCUUCUGUAAGCAUCUGUACUCUUUUCUCUCUGAAAGCCGGUUGGCAUCUGCUGCCGCAGGAGCUGAACGGCUCGGUGUCCAACAAAACUGGGCCUAGACCAGGGCAGACAGCUGGACAGGGCCGGGAAAGGAGGGGUUUCCAGAAGUUGGAUAGCAGUUCGCCUACCAUGCCCUCUCCGGAAUUUUUAGACAUUGUUCUUGAGAACCAAACCGACUCACCGGAACUCUUUGCACAUAUCACGGGCCGAAAUGACAAAGGCGUCGCUGUGCUCCUCGCCGACGGUCAGACGUUGCACCAGCCGGCGUCACCCUCCGAGAUCCUGCAGCCCGUCGGAGCGGACCAUGGGAUCCCGAUCGGCGGGCCCGGGUCGCGGCGCAAGAUCCGGAUCCCGCGCAUGUAUGGGGCCCGGAUCUGGUUCUGCAAAGGCAAACCGCUUACAUUCCUGCUCAACCCGGGGCCGGCUAUAGUGGAGCCGUCGGUGAUGAACCCGACCGAUCCCAACUUUGAUGCCGACUGGGGUUUCUGCGAGUUUACCUUCAAUGAUUUCCAGUUGUUCGUCAAUGUGUCAUAUGUAGAUUUUGUGAGCCUCCCGAUCGCGCUGAAGCUCGAGAACGAGGCCGGAAAGGUCACACAAAUCCCAGGCAUGCCUAAGAAGGGCCUUGAAGAUGUGUGCGCCGGCCUGCAGCGUCAGGCCACAAAGGACGGCGCGGGCUGGGAGAAGCUCAUCGUCAAGUCAAAGGCUGGGAAGAACAUACGAGCCUUGAGCCCCAACGCAGGGAAGGAGCUUCACCCGGGUCUGCUGGAGGGCUACUUUGCUCCCUCGGUGGACGCAGCAUGGGCCCGGUACGAAAAGGAAGAUCUGGUGAUCAACACACAGUUCGACUGGGGAGACGUCAAGGGUCGUGUGCGUGACGGCAAGCUGGUGUUUAGCAAUGUGGGCAAGGACAAGUUGACCUUUUCCUUCUCCAAGCCGUCAACGCGGGACAUUCUGUCGUGCAGCACGGGGCCGUUUGCCGCCGGGGAGGGAGUGUCGGCGGCGCAGCUCAACGUCGGGGCCCGGCUCGCGGCGGCACUCAACCGGGGGACGCUGGCCCGCAACGGCCGGCAGCCGGAGGGAGAGCGGGUGGAGGCUUACUACGCAGACGAGAGUGUAAGGUCAAACCACUACUCUCGAGUUUGUCAUGAGGUGACCAUUGAGGGGAGGGGAUAUGCGUUUCCUUAUGACGAUGUUGGUGCGACCGAUGGAGUUGAUCAGUCUGGAUUCUUGAAUGACGAGAGGCCCAAGGUGUUGACAAUCACUGUUGGAGGACCAAAGUGA
Fusarium falciforme is the source of this 2376-nucleotide messenger RNA. Its product is annotated as GH16 domain-containing protein. Gene Ontology annotation, biological process: carbohydrate metabolic process. The record is from RefSeq and is a predicted model, not a curated record. The transcript is spliced from 4 exons. NCBI's taxonomy places the organism in Eukaryota, Fungi, Ascomycota, Sordariomycetes, Hypocreales, Nectriaceae. The coding region runs from base 1 to 2376 and encodes 791 amino acids. Gene Ontology annotation, molecular function: hydrolase activity, hydrolyzing O-glycosyl compounds.